This is a messenger RNA of Physella acuta, 1291 nucleotides long. RefSeq lists its product as uncharacterized. Lineage: Eukaryota; Metazoa; Mollusca; Gastropoda; Physidae. The record is from RefSeq and is a predicted model, not a curated record.
CUCACGACAAUGCUCGGCUGUUGCCUACGCCCACGCGGCGACGAGAAAUCGGUCCCAAUUCUGGACGUGGAGAAAGUCCUCCAGGACCACGUCUGGAAGCUUUUCGUCGAAUCCCAGCCCAAAAUUCUACGGACCUGCCUCUGCCGCGACAGCUUCACCGUCGACGUGCCAAUGAACUUCUUCCUCUUCGAGACCAUCCGGCAGAGCGUGACGCCGCGCGCCCGACCGGAAAUGGGGAAAGACGGUCACGUGUUCUUGCAGAACGACAACCACAUGAAAGAGAGCAACUUCGGGCCCGUGCGGAAAAAGAACGAGAAAAAACAACCCGAGGUGGAUUCGAAUACGUUAGUAAUCGCGACAGAUUUCGUCAACGAUACCGGUCUUGAGCAGACGUAUAAAUUCCGGUUGGAAAAAACUCGCAAAGCGGCCUUAAAUGUGACGUUUCAGAAAGGGUUUACCAUAGGAGGUAAAGCGAAUUUCACUCUUGGUCUUCCGAAAAUCGCGUCCGAUUCGAAAGCUGAAUUCGGGACGGAUAUGAGCGUGAAUAUAUCUAAAGAAAAAGGGGAGGUAAUUGAGGAGACGGUCGUGUUGGAGACGACGAGCGACGUUCGGGUGGAGAAGAAGUCGAAGUACGUCGCUAAAGUGGUCUUGGUCGAGCGGCAAGUCGCCUACGACUUUAAGGUCUACAGCAGGAUGAGCAUGCCCAUGGGCAGCGCUCUAGCCUCGGUGGUCAGAAAAAAAGACGGGAAAAUAUUCUUCACCACCGUCAUCAAAAAUUUGAAAACCGUUUUCGAGAAUUACGAGAAGCAAGUCACGAUUUUGACCAACGCUGGUCAAUCAGAGACCAAUGACUACGUCAUCGAGUUCAAAACCGUCGGGGUUCUGGAAGGGGUCAGGCUUUCAGAUCAAAGGAUUAUUCUAGAAGCUGCCGAGCUUCAUAAACCCCCGGCGUUGCAGUGUCGGAUCGAAGAAAAACCAGCGCCGGAAAGAACGACAAUUAACGUGGAUUACGUCCCUUUACAGCCUACCAUUUACCCUUUCAGCUGCGAGAGGAGUGGAUCGUUAUCGACGCCAGUGAUCGAGGAGUUAGACGAGGAGGAGGAAGAAAGCAACAAGGAUUCCGCCUCGGUAUUUUCGAGGACUCAUGGGGGACACCGCGGCCCCACCUCCAUAGGCGUCAUCCCCUGCAUCGUGACGACCAGUCCGAGUUCCGUGUGUUCGAGUCCCCUGUCUGAGAAAGAGGCCAGUGACGCCUCUGAUGCUAGCAAGAGUACAACAGUAUAGAGGAGAA